Naegleria fowleri is the source of this 573-nucleotide messenger RNA. RefSeq lists its product as uncharacterized. Lineage: Eukaryota; Heterolobosea; Eutetramitea; Acrasida; Naegleriidae. The coding region runs from base 1 to 573 and encodes 190 amino acids. The transcript has a single exon. The record is from RefSeq and is a predicted model, not a curated record.
AUGACUCAAAUCCGAAGAGAAGGACCAAAGCCUCGCUAUCAGAACGAAUAUGCCUUCAAACACAACAAGGCUUCUAAAUUAACGAGUAAAAUUUUGAGCACACCCAAUGUCGGACUAUGCCGACGAUGUCAUGAUAUUAUUGAGUGGAAAAAGGCAUAUCGGAAAUAUAAACCUCUCACGCAACCAAGAAGAUGUAAUAUUUGUCAGCAAAAAACAGUGACUUUGGCCUAUCAUGUGAUUUGUAAUAAGUGUGCUAAAGAGAAUAGAAAAUGCGCAAAAUGUUUGGAACCUUAUGAUGAAAAAUUAGCAGCGGAUGAAAAAUUAAUGGAAGAAAUUAAAAAUUUGGAUGAAUUGGAGAAGAAGAUGAGUCACAUGACUUUGAGACAACAACAUGCAAUUAUUAGAGAAGCUCAGAAAAUGGCAGAGCAAGAAAAGUUAAAUGAUGGUAACUCGGAGCAAAAUGGAGAAUCAUCAUCGACCUCAAAAUUGUCAAGCGAGAAGAAACAGGUUGAAGAGGAAUCAGAUGAAGAAGAUGGUGAUGAUGAUGAAGACUUUGAUGAUGAUGAUUUGUAA